AUGGGUAAACCAGGUGAUCAAGGAAGUAUUUUAAGUGAAUUAGCUCUAAAUUUUGUCAUCCUAUCAAGAAGAUCAGCUUUCAAUCGCGCGAUUUCAUUUGAGAUGAAUAUAACGUUUCACAAAUUCAUGGGGUUCGCUUUAGCUUUCUUUACUGCUAUUCAUAUUGCUACUCAUAUGGCUAACUUUACUCAAUUAACUAUCAAAACUCACACUAGGGUAGUAGGCUUCAUUGGUGCAAAUUUUUCAACUGGUCCUGGUGCUACUGGUUGGAUUAUGACACGAUUGCUCUGGCUAUCAUGGUUUGGUAAGCUAGAGAAGCUCUUAGAAGAGCUCGAUGUGAACGCUUUUGGUAUUCUCGACAUCUUUUUAUUGUCUUCCUUAUUGAUUGGAAAUUAUUUUGUUCGAUCUUUUGCUUUUUGCUGA
Melampsora larici-populina 98AG31 is the source of this 423-nucleotide messenger RNA. RefSeq lists its product as uncharacterized. The coding region runs from base 1 to 423 and encodes 140 amino acids. The record is from RefSeq and is a predicted model, not a curated record. The transcript has 2 exons. NCBI's taxonomy places the organism in Eukaryota, Fungi, Basidiomycota, Pucciniomycetes, Pucciniales, Melampsoraceae.